This is a messenger RNA of Pararge aegeria (speckled wood butterfly), 5554 nucleotides long. It is a transcript of the gene Cht6, whose product is annotated as flocculation protein FLO11. The transcript is spliced from 24 exons. The coding region runs from base 2 to 5299 and encodes 1765 amino acids. Gene Ontology annotation, cellular component: extracellular region. NCBI's taxonomy places the organism in Eukaryota, Metazoa, Arthropoda, Insecta, Lepidoptera, Nymphalidae. Gene Ontology annotation, biological process: carbohydrate metabolic process; chitin catabolic process. The record is from RefSeq and is a predicted model, not a curated record. Gene Ontology annotation, molecular function: chitin binding; chitinase activity.
UAUGACAUGGCUGUCGUUAAUAGUAGCCCUCGUCACACUGGUCACACCUACCUUAUCGAGUUCUCCGCGCGUCGUGUGCUAUUACACGAACUGGUCGGUGUACCGGCCGGGCACAGCGAAGUUCAACCCACAGAAUAUAAACCCCUACCUCUGCACCCAUCUCGUGUACGCCUUCGGAGGUUUCACUAAGGACAACACGCUCAAGCCCUUCGAUAAAUAUCAGGAUAUAGAAAAAGGUGGUUACGCAAAGUUCAACGGGCUGAAAACGUACAACAAGAAUCUUAAGACAAUCUUGGCUAUCGGAGGCUGGAAUGAAGGCUCUACGCGUUUCUCGCCGAUGGUUGCUGCCAAGGACAGAAGGAGAGAGUUCGUCAGGAAUGUUAUUAAGUUCCUCAGACAAAACCACUUCGACGGACUGGACCUGGACUGGGAGUACCCAGCAUCCCGUGAUGGAGGAAAGGCUAAAGACAGGGAGAAUUACGCCAAGCUCGUGAAGGAGUUGCGAGAGGAGUUCGAGAAAGAGUCCGACAAGACUGGGAAAUCUCGUCUCCUGCUGACCAUGGCUGUACCCGCUGGAAUCGAGUACAUUGAAAAGGGAUUCGACAUAAAGACUUUGAGCAGAUACCUCGACUGGAUGAACCUGCUGACCUACGACUACCACUCUGCCUUCGAGCCAGCGGUCAACCACCACGCGCCACUCUACCCCAUCGAGGAGCCCAACGAGUACAGUGUGGACAACGAGCUCAAUAUUGACUACACCAUAAAGUUCUACCUUGAAAAUGGUGCUGACCCUGACAAGCUGGUACUCGGAAUCCCCACUUACGGGCGGUCCUACACGCUGUUCAACGCCGACGCUGUAGAGAUAGGCUCACCUGCCGACGGACCCGGGGAACAAGGAGACGCUACGAGAGAAAAAGGAUAUCUGGCGUAUUACGAGAUUUGCGAAGCCCUUAAGCCAAAGAACAGAAAACGCGCGAUAGCAUCUGACGAAUACUCCGAAGAAACUGAAGAAUCCGAGGAAGAAGAAGAAGAAGAACAAGAGGAUUGGACUAUAAUGUAUCCGAACCGCAACGCCAUGGGCCCCGUGGCGUACAGAGGGAAUCAAUGGGUUGGAUAUGAUGAUAUCGAAAUCGUGAGGAAGAAGGCCGAGUAUGUUGCUCAAAAUGGACUUGGAGGUAUAAUGUUCUGGUCGAUCGACAACGACGAUUUCCGUGGUACAUGCCACGGCAAGCCAUAUCCGCUCAUCGAAGCUGCCAAGGAAGCUUAUAUCACGAAGCUUGGAUCGACUGAUAGGACCUCAAUAAAGGAAACACCGAAGGUAUCCACAAAAACCUCUAAUCGCAGGAGGAACCGUCCGAAAAGCAGCUCCAGCACUUCAACCACGUCAACUACUACUACCACGAAAAAACCAAAAAUUAAAAGUAACAAGCGAAAGAGUGGCACUACUGCGGUCAGCACGACUCCAUCUUGGAACGUUAUCACUCCCGAACCACCUACAACUCCAGACCCCGGAUCAGAUUUCAAAUGCAAGGACGAAGGCUUCUUCCCGCACCCUCGCGACUGUAAGAAGUAUUUCUGGUGUCUCGACUCCGGGCCCUCCGACCUAGGCAUUGUCGCGCAUCACUUUACUUGUCCUUCAGGGCUAUAUUUCAACAAAGCGGCUGACUCUUGCGACUUCGCUCGCAACGUCCUCUGCAAGACCAAACCAGCGGCAACAACAAAAGCGCCGGCCAAAGCCACAACAGCCAAAACAACAGUCUCGACAACUCAGACCACUACCACAACAACUACAAGACGACCAAUCAGACUCACCUCCAGAAGUUCUUUGCUGUUCCGUACUUCCACGACAACAAGUACAACAACUCCGGCUCCUGAACCUGAAUCAGUGGAAGAAGAGGAAGACGCAUCGGAUAUAGAAGCAGAGGAUCCAAAAGUGAUCAAGGAGUUGAUUGACCUUAUAAAGAAAGUUGGUGGUGUGGAACAAUUAGAGAAGCAUCUCAAGUUUUCUGAGACUGCAGCUGGAACGACUGAUGGCGUGGCCACCACCACGCCCUCGGCCUUCAACAAGAAACUGUACCAACGGGUACUUGAGAGAGCGAGAGGAAAGAAUAAGUUCGGCGGUAAUAGUAUCUCGGAAGGCGGUGUUCAAAACAGUCGACGUGGCCCGCAAAACGCUGGUAUUGAACCUGCACCUGAUAAGGACCGACUGCUCAAAAAAGAAAGACCACAGUACACAACAAUAAACCGGUCGAGAUCAUCAACAUCAACCACGGAAGAGCCGACGGAGAGUGAAGAAGCCGAAGAAGAAUCAGAGGAAGUCCAGCAAAUAACGAGAUUGAGGGAGCAAUCUGAAGUUUCUAUUGGUUCUACGGCUAAGCCUCUUCAAUAUGUCAAUAUUAGACGGACAAGGCCAAGUACAGCGGCUACGACUGAAACCCCGGAUGAUUCUAGGAAUGCACUUUUCGAACGUGUUCAGCCAUACGUUGCUGUCGAGGAAUCUCCUAAUUCAUUAGACAUUGCAAGUGCUAGACGAGAAAAUGUUCCUGAAUAUGUUACUAUCAGAAGAUCACGACCUACCACAGCCGAAACAACCACUGUCCAGUAUCAAGUCUCGGAACAAGGAGAGGAAUCACAAGAGACGGCUUUAGAAAGAGAAAUAACUUCACAGUCUGCGCAACCUCUUUACACUUCUGUUCUCAGAACUCGGUCUACUACCCUUUCACCUCCCGAAGAACCAAACACCCCCGAGCCUACAACGAUACUUUCAGUCCAAAUAUCUUCCCUGUUAAAUCCCUCCAAUACCGAUGAAAUCGAACGGCUUCAACUUGAACAAACACAAACAACGAUUACACAAACCACUGAAUUACCCGAGUCCGAGACAACAACUACUUCCACCACGACAGUUACUACGCCCGCCCCUACAACUGCAAGCACAAUCUCAAGCACAACUCCAACUCCUUCUAGUACAGCUACAAGACGAACUCUCUUGCGCCGCCGAGGAUCAACUACGCCUAGUACCACAACAGAUGCACCAGUUUCCACGACCCAGGCUGCGAAGGAGCGGCGUCCGUUCCUGCGUCGCACCAAAGCCACCGCGCCACCCGACACCACCGAUGCCGACGUCACCACUACCACCGUGGAAACCACCACAAACAGGUUCACAAGGCGAGGGAACAACAGGUUCAAGAUACAAAAAACGGAAAAAGAGAAACCGCGGGAAAACGAUGCAGAAAAGCCAUCGUCGAAUGGUGUCCCGGUUAAGAGUGAUAGACCCCGCAACUUCAUACGCCGGCGGCUUGGUGGGGCGAACGCGACCACAACGUCCACAGUGAAGCCCCCAGUGCUGACCCCCCUGCGCCGGGGACCGUUCCGAGUGGCAGCUCGCCGACGACCUUUCUUCAGCACCACCAGCACGACAACGAGUACCCCCAGGACGACCGCAGCGCUGCUGGAAAGCGAGGAAUCGCUGCAGGAUAUCGGUGAUAUAGACGCAAUAGAAGAUCCAUCACUGCAACCCAGCACUACGCAACAGCCAACAACCAACGUCCAACGUCGUCGUCCGUUGGUCCAACUGAAAAGUGAGGACCAAAACCCAGCCGCUACAAAUGAGGAGGAGAAAACGAGACAAAGCAAGAAAUACAGCUCCAGCUUUAAGCAGAACCAGCUGGAAGAGAUCCUAAGGAUACGGUCGAGUGCUGAAGAGAUUGAUGUCACAACGGAAGGGAAGAGCACUUUAGAAGAUAUCAGCGCCGAAACUGCGGUAGCGUUGGCUGCACACCAACUCUUAGGAGCGCCGGUACCAAUCAUACCAGACUACGACGACGAACCUCUAUCUACAAGACGACCUUCCCAAACGAUAGUCGACUACAAAUUCACAAGUCCAGAGUACACCGAAGACUACACUAAAACCCAAUCAUACCCUGAAGAGUACACUCGUACACAAUCUUAUACAACAAAGAACAACGCUGAAACAGGCGUCUAUGCCUCACUCCAAACGGAAGACGUACCCUCCUCCACUCGAUCCUCACUAGAUACAGAUACAAGACUUCCAGCUGUCACCACAACAGGAGCUUACACAAACAGAUUCUCAAGACCUCCAGUCGACGCUACAAAUACCAUAAACCCGACUUUAUCUGGCAUAACUUUAAACUUUGGAUCUGAAGGCUCAGGGGAAUCUACAGCACGAUACACAAACUUCCCAACGGAAUCAAACCCUCCAUCUUACACCACAAGUAGUUACGAAUCAAGAGCUACAAGACCUGGAUUUUCUACUGUGAAUCCUACUACAGCUUCAUUAAGCUUUAGAGAAUCAACACCCAAAUAUACAAAUACUGAAAGGGUCGUCCAAAAUCCUACAACAGUGGGAACUUCUUCGAAUAUCAGAGAAUCGACACCUAGAUAUACUAAUACUGAACGGGAUGUGUCUCCAACUUAUCCGACAGGUUUUACAAGCAAAGUGUCGCGACCGGCAGGAUUUUCCCCUAAUUUAAUAAACAUAGACGAAGAGAACAAAUCAACAGUGAGGUUCAGUGCAAAUGAGGGUGCAUCUACUGCUAGAUACGAUGCUUCUAGCGAGAAGAUUCCGGCACCAUUAGUCUUCGGGUACUCUACUGGUGGGCAGGGCUUGCAAGAGCCCUCGUAUUUCACCAGAGAAUACCUUCUGGAGUCGCCAGUGACUAAGUCUUAUGACGAUGAAUAUCAAUACCUAUCACCAAAAGUCACAUCACCACAACCUUCAAGCAGAAAACCAGUAAGAAGGAAGUUUGUCAACAGAAGAAUUUCCACAACACAGUCGCCCACCUCAGCCCUACCUCAAACUACGCUGAAACCAAGAAGAACUACAAGGAAACCUUUUGAAAAGAUACCAGUAAAAAAGACCCCGGUUCAGAAAGACAAUGUUCCUAAGGAAUCAGUGCAAACUGUUCAAAAGACACCGGGCACGGAGAGGAGGUUGAUACAAAAGGUUUAUAAAACUGUGGUUCAAAAAGUGACGGAGCCAAGUGGAGUGGUAAAACCCAUUUCGGAAUAUGAUUAUUAUGAUGAUGGACAGGAGAAAGUUGUGGAAAAUUUCGAGGAGGCGAAUAGAGUGAUUUUACAUGGAAAAGGCAACAUCGAAUGUCUGGACAUAGGUAAUUUCCCCCAUCCGACAUCUUGCAAGAAGUUUAUAUCUUGCGCGCGAAUGGAGAGCGGAUCCGUCGUGGGCUGGGAGUACAUCUGUCCGAAGGGUCUCUCCUUCGACCCCGUAGGAGGGAUCUGCAACUGGUCCGCGGGACUGGGAUGCAAUGAGAAAGACGCGUGAAGAGAGGAAGGGGAGACAUUGUGAUAACCUAAGAGUGUUGUGUAAAAAGUUGUUUGUAGAUCUGACUGCAUAGAGGAGCUGUUGAAUUGUAAUUUAUGCCAAAAUUGUGCUUCCACACAAAGUACCUACAACGUGUUGCACCUACAACAUGUAAUCUCCUUUUACUUGAGUUCGAUACAAUUUUUUGUUGUUGUGUUGUUGUAAACACGAUUCUUAAAUAUGUUUGCAACAAUUCUGUUCUAUAUGGGAAGCAAA